This is a messenger RNA of Anas platyrhynchos (mallard), 9880 nucleotides long. It is a transcript of the gene INSYN2B, whose product is annotated as inhibitory synaptic factor family member 2B. The record is from RefSeq and is a predicted model, not a curated record. Lineage: Eukaryota; Metazoa; Chordata; Aves; Anseriformes; Anatidae.
GUGACUCCCCAGUCCCUCUGACCAGAAGAUUAUUUCCCCUUGUUACUAAUCAGAUUCUCAGUUUAACUCAGAUUCACUUUACACUUUUGUUACACCAGAAAGGCAACACAGACACACAUUACCAAAGUAUCAGCUGCAGUUUGCCAUCCCCGACCAUUUUGUCUACCACUUAAAGGGAAGCCUUCUUUAACUUCAGGUUGUGGCCACUAGAGGUCUUUCAGUUUCAUAUGUUAGCUGCUGUUCAGUUUGUACUGCCUUUUUAUUUUUUUUAUUUAUUCCUACGUGAGCAGACCCAGUACACUUCUGGCAUACAAACAGUGAAAAUUACAAUAUAAAGGACCUAUUAUACCUUCUUUUGGAGUGACACUAGUGCUAGUAACAGGCUUGUCUACUUUGUAAGACUAGGAAGACACAUUUUCUGCGGGUAAAGCCAAAGAUUUCAGGCAACAUUUCGUAUUAAUGUGCAUUUGCUGGUUAUUCACACUGGACCACUCUUCAGAUGUCAAAGUACUUACAGAACUUGACCAAAUGACACAGUCCCUUGGAUACAGUUGGCCUCAUACUUACAUGAAUGGAAGUAUCAACCACACAAAAUAAUGUCUCUCAGUGAACCCUGCUGGAUAUUAGUUUUGCCUGGUCAGAAGUGGUUACAUUUUGCUUAACCAUACGGAAAGAUGAGUUGCAUCUGCAACAUUAAAAAAUUUUCUGAAGAAAAAUUCUUUCUAAAGAAAGCAAUUCUGUUUGGUAUUAAUGGAUGUAAUUCCAUCAGUAAAACUAUGCAUCAGAAAUGAAAGUGCCCCAAAAAGUUAUAAAGCCUGUUGUUUAGACAAUAUGCAUGUAAGACAUAUGUAACUGACAUAAAAAAGCUGCAUCACUGAUGGAGAGCUGACUGUCAAGUAAGAGCCAUCAGGAAAGCCAUAGACUCAAGCUGACCUUUACAUUAGUUACUUAUAAGCAUAACUGUCUGCUUUGCUUCACAACACAAGGAUUUCUGGAUUCUCCAGAUACAAAAAAAUCUUUCCUUAAAUUUGAUAUUUAAUAUCUUUUUCUACUGUUUGGAUUGAUCAGCAAUUAAACUUGAAAGAGCAUCCCUAAAGAGAACAUGUCAGCUAAAUGGAUAUACAAUAACAACAAGAAGAACGAAAGGCUUAGUUUCUUCAUUUGUAAGGUAUUCAUUUCCAUCUAAGGAAUACAACCAUAGAACAGAGCUCAAAUGACAAAUGAAAUGGGUCGCAAAGAAACACAUUAUUUGCAGACUUUAAACUGUGAUUUGGUGGCCCAGCAAAACAUGAAGAUGCGUCCAGUGCUGCUGAAGAGAAACAGUCUGGAUUCAGUCGAUUUUAUGAGACAGCCACACCACCGCAGAAGCAAAUCUCAGCAAGUUCGUUUCAAAGAUGAUGGUAUGAACACGAAGACAGAAGGUGUCACUGAACUAGGUACUAAUCCAGCCCAAGAUAUUGCAUUAGUGACCAGAAAUAAAGAAGUAGCUAGGCACCACAAUUUUUUGCUACAGUCUCCAUCUUUUCCCAAGGCUCAGAAAGGGCUUCAAAAUAUUGCCAUACAAACAUCUCCUAGCCUCAGGAAACACUUCCCUGGUUUUAGAAGAAAAAAACUGGCAGUAAGCAAAUCAUUAACAGAAAUGCCAACCGAGGCUGAAAAUUGCAUCCAAGCAAAUGGCAAUCUUUCUGAGCAAGACAUUAUGUCUUCAGACCUCUGUUAUUUAAGAAUAACUAAUCAUUUGGAAGAUGGAUUUAGGAACAGUAAGGUAAAUGGUCAGUUAAGUCAAAGACCAUCAGAAGCACAAAGAAACGGACCUAUCCAUACAGAUGAUUUCUCUGUAACAGAAAAGACAACUGUUUCUACACAGGUGCCUGAAUACAUUCAUGUGAAUUUUCCACAAAACAGCAAUACUUCUACGGAUGCACCAGAUACAACCGUGAAUUUAAGUAAUUCACUACAUUCUUCUACUAUCAUAAAUAGCAAUGAGAACAAUGAAAAAAGCAUGCUGUCAUCUGAUUGUGAAAAAAUAAACCCUUGCCUAAACCAUUCCGCUAAUUACAGUGAAUGUAAUCCUCAUUCUGACUCUUUUGAAGGAGAUAAAAGUGACUCUGAGCUGCUUGUAGUCAGCACAGAUGCAAGCAGUCAGGAAACUACGCCAUUAUCACUUCCAUCAAAUCACAGCAUAUCUCCUUGUUCCCUCAGAGACCAUCAACAAGCAGGAGAGCACAAAACAGGUUCCAGCUGUGUGACACUAACAAAUGAUGAUCACACAGUAAUGUCAUUGACCAGCAGUAAUGCAUCAAAAUCUAUUUCUUCAUGCAAUACUGAAAUUGAGAAAAAUUCUACCCCGUCUGAUGUUUCCCAGUGUAACAGCUGUUUAGAAGGAUUUCACAUAAAGUCUUAUCUGCCAAGGAAUGAAACAGACCCACAAACCAACAAAGAGAUUAGUGAAAUAAAUCAAAUUCAUCUGGCACAUGGUGAACUAUGUGCCCUACAAGGCAGGCUACAGUCUGUAGAAGAAUCCUUGCUGUCGAACCAGGAGAAGAUUAAAGUCCUUCUGAAUGUAAUUCAAGACCUUGAAAAAUCCAGAGCCCUCAGUGAAGGGCGCAACUUUUUUCACACUGGUCAAGACCUCAACAACUGCAGCACCUGUCAGAACACCGCAUGUAUCAUUUACAGCGUAGAAUAUGACUUCAGACAACAAGAAGGAAGAUUUCAUCAGAUUUUGCAAAGACUGGAACAUGAAGAGCAAAAUCCAGCUUCAGCUUCACCUCAAAAACUAUCAUCUGAUCAUCCAGUUCCCGAGAAAAAGGAGUUAAGAAGAAAAACAAAAAAGGUGAAGAAAAAAUGUUUCUGGUGGAUUUGACUUCCUUACAGAUCUUAUAUGGAAAAACUAUUUUUAUUUAUUUAUUUAUUUAUUUUUACAUUUCGAAAAGCACUAGAACAGAAAGAAGUUUGACAGCACACAUCUGAAAACAUAGCUUUAUGAAUUCACAACACUACAGAACGUUUGUUUGAUAAAUAAGAACUGAAUUUACUUAAACCAUCUCGCUGAAUAAAGACGAAUGAAGAGACUAUUUUUUGAAAAGGAAUUGUAAGAUUUUCUUUUUUUUCCCCCAAUGACACUUUCAUAUGCUAUAACAAAGACUUUUUUUUUUUAAAUAAGGUUUAAAUUUCAACUUUAAAAAGACAAUGUUAGUCAAACCUACAGUCUUCAUUUCCUAUUUAUAAGCAACAUGAACUAAAGGGAAAGAACUUUAUGGAUCUUUAAACAAACUGCAUAAUCAAGAGCAAGUCCAGGGGAAUUUACAUUGUUCAAAAAAAAAAAAACAAAUCUUCUCCCCAAAGGGGAUAAUUGUAGUCAUUUCACAUCCUCACUGACAUGUAUUUAUUGUUGUCAUCUAUGAUUUAACAACAACGAAGAAAUUCAGGUUGAAAUGUUAUUCUGUCCUUUUAUCGGUUCAUUUUAAAGAGCAAUCAUUUAGAAGUUUGUCAUUUAAUAGACUUCUCUGGAAAGAAUCUUAAAAAUAUACAUAAAAAAAAAAAAAAAGGAAUACCUUACUAAUUCUAGUCUUAAUUCCCUUCUCAAAGGAGGUCUAAUUAGACGCAUUUAAAUUUCAGGUAUUGUCAAAAGACAGAGAAUUCAAAACAUCCAAGGGCGACCUUUUCCAAAAUUUGACCACCUCCACAAUGAAAAAGUUUUCCCUAACAUCUGAUCAGAAUUUGAAAUGACUUGUAAUUGUUAUGUCUUGCCCUGUCCCAGUACACCUUUACUUCGGCAAGAAUUAGACAGACUAUAAGACCUUUCUCCUAAGGCUUUCACUUCCUGAAGACUGAACAAACCCAAUUUUUACAGCCUGUCUCCAUGUGCCAUACACUGCAGCACUGCAGCCCACAGUCUGGGCACCCUGGUGGUCUCCCUCUGGACCAUGCUCCAGUAUGUUCAUGCUGUACAGCAACACUGACCCGGUGCCACUACACAUUUAAGACCUAUACCACUAUAUCAAAAUAUCUUUUUUUUUUUUUUUUCCCUCAUUAAGAAGAGUAAAUGUGUUCAUACUGGCCUACAAAAUACAAAAUCAGUUAUAAAAAUUAAUAUUUAACAAAAUAAUCUGUACUGCAUAAAUUUUCUUAAAAGUUACUCCAGUUGAUUAGUUCAAAUGGUGCCAUGAUAUUAAAUACAUUAACCCUUAGAUCCUCGUUUUUUAAACAAAAUGUAUUAUUUGUGCAAUAUUAGUUUCACAUAUCUACACUUUUUGCAUACUUCUGUGUUCCACCAGUUCUUAGGGUUAGCUAUACGUCUGAAGACACCUUAAAAACAAUUUUGUACUGAUGUCAGAAAAGACCAGAAAUGACAAAAACUGGUCACCAUUUACAAGUCAGUAGGCUAUGUUGCUGGUCUUAAUUUCCCAAGGUUAUAAAGGGUGACAGUUUUAAAAAACAUGAUACGUACAGUCAGUAUGGAAAUGACAGGUAGAAAAUUAUCAUUACUUCAAAGGCUUUUAAGAAGAAAAGCUGUACAUGAAAUUUUACUAGCAACAAGUAUGCCUUUAGUGAGCCAGGAUAGCUCUUCAAUAACAAUUUGUGAAUAUAAUAGAGAUUAGAAUUAAAUUACAUAAGAGCAUGUCCUUACAUCACACUCAAAUACACAUACUGCUUAUGCUGGCAUUCCAACAGCACUCCUAUUUUGCAUUAGUGUAAUUGAUAUACUGAAGGAUCUAUUAGUGCGCAAAGGUUUCUUGUGUAUUAAAAUAUCAUUUUAAGAUGAAUAUCCUUCUGGGGCAAAGGCAUAAUAAUAAGUAAUACCAGCAGGAGUAAUACUAACAAAAUCAGUACUGUUUUUUUUCUGUAGUGAGCUAAUUUUCAAUAACAUGUUAUUGUAUGAAACAUCUUAUUGUCUUUCUCCUUGUCAAAUAAUAAGCACCAAACAAAGCUCAUUUUAAGCUGCCUGAUUUUGUUUUGGCUUGCAGAAAUAUGAGGCCUUUAAUAAAGGCAUCAAGAAAUCCAAAUUAGUGAAUUUAAACAAACCAUGGUACUUUGGUUUGCUACAUAACAAAAAUCAAUUCUUGUAGUCAGUAAAACUAUAGAAGUAUGAAAAUAUCCUAUUUACUUUGAGAAAGUCUAUCCAAAAAAAAGUUCUAGUAAGGCUCUAAGUCUUUCUUAUGAUCUUAACAAACAUCAAUACUUCUAAAAAACUGAAAUAUACUUAUUUAAAUGGUUACUACUUUUUGUAUUUUAGUGUCUGAUCUUGGAAUUCAGAACUGUACACAAUUGUUAAUCCUUAAUGAAAAGGACGUGAACAGGACUCCUCCAUCAUCUGGCUUGCAGAAGCUCUGACUACCAGGAACAAAAAAAUACAACUUAACCAAAAAUGAAGUAAAAGUAUGCCAGAAGUUACUCAUACAACAGAAUAAGUAUCAAAUUUUCACAAUAAAACCAAACAUACCAAAUAAAUUUUUAUAGCCAGUCUUCUCCAUAGUAUGUUACAAAAACAGGCUUUCUAUUUAAAAUUUUGAAGACAUUGGAGCAAAAGGCUAUUUGUUACAUUAAAAAGUAACAGUAUAAGACAUCAGCCACAGUAUGUAUCAACCACCGUAAGAAGGUAAGAUUGCUUAGUUGGUUUAUGUUUUGUUUAAAUUUAACAUAGAUAUGUUUGUCCUAGCCCCACAAAAUAUGUAAAAAAUUACAUAUUCAUAAGACAUAACUGGAGCAUCUAAACUAUGUGAAAAUGUAAUUUCAAUUUUAAUUUAAAAUAUUUCAAUAAUGAAUUAUUAAUUGAUAUACAUAAUAAAGUUAGAUACACACUACACAACUGUAUGAUGUAAGGAUUAGAAAACCAAUUUAAAUGGACAGAUAAUUAGCAAAUAAUGGUACCAGCUAAAAUAUUUUUUCUGAAUUAUAAAAUUAUAUUGCAAUGCCUGAAACUCCUUAGCUCCCUAAGAAUUAAAUGUUAAAAAACACAUAUGAAUGCUCUUAAAAACAGAACAACAACAACCAAAAAAAACCACCACAGCUACUUGAUAGCUCUUACACAAAAUUCUGUAGGCUUCUCUGAAAAACAUAUAUUUGACAACUACAGUGUGCUAUUUAUAAAAUAUUGUACAGCACAUAGGCUGACUCCAUUAAAAAGGAAUUUCAAAUAAAGUAAUUUCAGAAUAUGCUAACUUUCUUUAAAAGUACAGAAUGUAUGAAAAGAGUAAUGAUUGCUGUCAUGUAUCAGCAGGUCAUACAAGGUUCACUGUAGCUCUUCUGAAAAAGUCACAAUACUUAGCAAUUAUGCUAUCUUAGAUACAGAUUAUCUUCAUAAAGAAAUGUAUAUAAAAUAUAAAUUGUAUACAUUUUUAAGUUAUUUAGAUUUUAUUUUUCAAUAAAAUUAGAUUUUUCUUAAGUUUCAGAAGUUGAUUAACAACAAACAGUAUUUAGAUUACAAUGGAAGUGAAUAAUUAAUUGUUCUUUAGAAAGGAAAAAUAACUGUGAAAUGACUGAAUGGUUCUUUCAUGAGAUCAUUCUGCAGUUUUUAUGGUAGAGAAAGUUUCUCGAUCUAAAAACUGAAUAAAAAAAGUUUUUAGCUAGUCUAUCUGAACACGUUGAAUUUUCCAACCAUGUCAACUCCUCAGAAUGGUUCCUCUAGUCAUUAUUUCCCCAAAUAGUAUAGUUUUCGCAAGAGUGUCCUAUCUAGAGUAGCUCUGGUUAACAGCUACAGGCUUUUCACUUUUUCCUUUUUUUUUUUUUUUGAAGAGAUACUGAUUUUCCCUCAAAAUAUUAGUUGUCCUUUAUGUCCAGAAAGAUAACUUCUAAUCUUGCCUAUCACUGAAAAAUAAUAAUUAAGAAUCUCCACCUGGUGUCUUUACAGCAAAGUCAUGAUUUGUAGAAUAUUUUAUACUGAUACUGUCAAACAACUUUUCUACACAGAAAAGUCGUUCUACACAGAAAAGUUGUUUGACAGUAUCAGUAUAGUAAAGUAGUUUUCUACAUCCUCUUGACCAUGUUAAACUGACAACGUGAACAAAGUCCAGUUUGGGAGUACCUAAGGAGACCUUUAAAAAGUGUACUGUGCAUUUACAGUAUUUUUGGUUACAUAAACAAAAUGGUACAGAAAACAACUAAUUCCCUAUUCUACAUACAACUAUACAUUUUACUUGUAUAAUUACUGAAGUAGAACUUGACUGAAACACUACGUCUUUUAACAGCCUAAACCCUUGUAGAGACUCAGAUCAUGAAGAACUAAUCUCACAACAAUAAUCUUGUCCUUCCUUAUUACAAGUUUAGAAGCACUUCAAGAACAAACACUUGAGAGUUUUGUUUAUUUGUUUGUUUUACUAGUGGAAAUAACCAAGACACUGUUAAGGCCUUUAGUUGCCAAAACAUCACAAUGAAACCUUCAGCGGCAUUUAAGUCUUCUCUGCCAUAGCUACAGAUAGCCAAAUUACUUUGCCAUUCCCACCAACUUCUCCUGAAGAGAUCUUGUACUUCUUAGCCUGACCCUUUCCAGUAAUUACACCAACAAAGCUUGCAGCAUGUUGUUACCAGCUGAGCGCAAGGCAGAGUCUUCCCCUAGGUUCAAAUGGCAUUGUAGCAAGCAAAGAUCAAGGCAAACUCUAAGCCAAAACCCCUUAACUCCCUGUCUGCUAACAACCUAGAAGAUUAUGAAAACCUUAUCCCUGCCAGAAGACAGAACACUCAGGCAAAUUGAAUCCAGUACUCUAAUCAGCUUCAGAGCAUUUAAACUCCCAAAGAAUCUGAGGUCUUGUAAACUGUAACCAUUAUUCUCAAUAUUAGCAAGAUGGUAUUGGCAUUGUUUUUCACACAAUAAGCGCUAUUUUCAAAUUGUGGAAAAUUACACAGCAGAAAAUUAAAACACUUGCAAUAUUCAGAAACACAGCAACAGAUCAAAGAAUCUGGAGCAGCCUUCUGUUCCCUAAGAGCUGUAGUCCAAUUUGAAACAUCACUCUGAUCCAUAAAACAUCAGGUGCAAAUUAAUACUAAAACCAAGAGACUGACUGCAGCUAUUCCACAUCCCACCUUUAUUUGCAGAGCUCAUCAUACUUUUAGCAACUUGAGCUCACCGAAGCAUUCUGCAGAAAGCCUCACUUCCUAACUGUUUCACUUAAGUUUUGCCAUUUCAUGAGCUUUUAAAGCUAAUGUGUAAAAUUAAGAGACUGAACUAGAAGUACUACACAGAAUAUGACAUAAGCUUGUUUUGCUCAUUUUUGUUUAUGAAUGUAGAAGAAUAAUUUGUUCAUUACAAUUUCUUCAUAUGUAAAACGCUGUCCUGCUGAGAAGUCUUGCCUCAGCUCCAGAAAACUACUUGUAAAUUUUGCUUCAAAAAAUCUCUAAAAUGCCCAAUACACACAUACACACAGAUGAUGAGGAUUAUUAACAUUCAGACAUCCAAAUUUCAAAAGUCACGAUUGAUUUGAUCUUUUUAAAUAAAAUAUAUGAACAAAUCACAGGAGAAAAAACAACAACAAAAAAACAGAUUUAAUCUGACUGCAAGCAGCUUGUUUCCUACUGUUUCAUGACAAUUAAGAUACUUAUUAUGGGAUUAUGAGAAGUUUCAUUUUGCUUCCUCAUUUACUAUUCACAGUAUCCAGAAAUACUCCUUAGUAGAUUGUUUAUAUCAUCCAUAUAACUCUUAUGACACUUUCUUUGUAAGUCCAGAAAGCGUUUUCAAACACUGUAGAUAACUGACAAGCUCAUUGCGCCUUCAUUCAAAACCUCUUCCAGUUAUGACCACACAUACUUACUAGAGAAUUGCACACACACCACACCAGAAGUCUGAUGCACAGGUAAUAAUAUUUCUGAAAUUUUCAGAUCUACUACUAGAAUAUUUCAAGCAACCACUGGCAAGACCAUUCAAACCAUUCAAAUUCUCCUCUGAAGAAUGAGGUUAUUAGGAGGCUGAUUAUUUGGAGACAACCAUGCUCUAACUGGAUCAAAAACUUAUUUUAAUUUUCCAGAACAAGGCAAUACAGUGCCCUUCCAAAGACAUGCAAUGUCCUUCUUGUGGUUGAAACAAUCAAAUAAACGUUGCUCAUGAUUUUACAGAAUAAUGUAGUUCUCUAAGACUAAAAAAUAAUACACAUUUUCUCUUAAGUGCAUAGUCGGAAGGACAAGUUCCAUAGUUCCUUCUGAACACAAAUGACUUGCAUUCUCAGAAAGAGUCCCAGUCAAGAGAAGAGUUUGUGAGAUAGCAUACUUAAAUCUGAAUAAAUUGCAGAAUCUGUCCUUGAAUUCAACUUUUAAGCCACAGCAUAACCACAAAAAUUUUGGGCACGUGCUCGUUUCAAACAUAUGCCCGGAUAUUUCCCCUGUGCGCAUAAGACAUCAACUUCCUCCUACAGAAACAGCCAAGAAUGGCAAUUGUUCCACAAGCAACUCAAGCUCACCAAAAAAGUAAACGCUGUGGAAAAACUAGAAGAAACAGAGCAACCAAUUAGAUUAUUUACAUAAGACAGCAAUUAACUUUAGAUGUAGGGGAUUUUGUUUGCUUGCAUUUUGUUUUUAUUAGUCGUUGUUUUAUAAAGCACAGAUCUCACUUGCUGUGUUCAACUAAACAUUGAAAAACACUAUGGCAGCACAGCUGAAUGAAAAAAAAAGAGUAAAGCUCUUAAUUUUAAAUCUAUAAAUGUGCACAAGCAAGGUCUCUGAAAAUAUUGUAUUUGCGUUUUUACAGGAUAACGAUGAAAUGAGUUUCAAAGCACUAAAAAUACUUUAAAAUAUUACUCACAAUUAAAGGAUCAUCUCGUCUCAUUGUAAUAACAGUUCUGUUCACUGUGCGUAAUAACUGUACCAUUAUUUCUUGAAUAUGGUGAUAAGUUGAUGCCUGUAAAUGAAAAAAAUGUAUAUUUUGUAUUAAAUCUAUACCUCUUGUAAAAGA